Molecule: messenger RNA, 2919 nt
Organism: Cotesia congregata
Lineage: Eukaryota; Metazoa; Arthropoda; Insecta; Hymenoptera; Braconidae
Source: the annotation of a GenBank genome assembly
AUGAACUGUGCCAGGUGUAAAAGAGCGGUUACUAAAUCAUUAGACUGUAACACUUGUAAGCUUGUUUAUCAUCCCAGCUGUGCAAAAGAGAUUGGUAAAUCUAAAGUAAAAAAUUGUUGUACCAAAUCUUUUAUUGCUUUACUCUCACCCGCAAAAUCAGCUCUAAAUUUACAGGAGAUACCUGGAAGAUCAAGCAUUAUUAGACCAUCUAGUCUCUCAAAUUUAAGACGACAUUGUUCUUCCAAGUCCAGCUACAAAUCAGCAAAUUCAUCACCCAGAACACCGCCAGUUACUUCUAUAGAAGAUUCUGUCUUUGUCUCUCACACUGCUACGCCAUCUUUGAAAAUGACUGAAGUCACAACAAAGUUGCCUGACUGGUCCAAAUACAGCUCCGAUGAAAAACUAAAUUUACUAUUAGAUUUGACUUACAAAAACAGAGUCAGUGUACAAAAUAUGUCACAAACCCUGGACAGUCACACUGUCAGUAUACAAAAUCUAUCACAAAUCCUAGAUAGUCAUAAUGCGGAUAUCAAAAAUCUAGUAACAAAUGUUAAAGAAAAUAUCAAGAAAAUAAAUCAGCUCUCAUCCAGUUUGGAUGCUGUAAACAAUUCACUCACUGAAAUCACAAAAUCACAAGAGUUGGCUCAAAAUGAGAUUAAAAAACUAACGAAUGAUUUAAACAAAAAUGCUAUCAAAUGUAACGAAAACGCAGCAUCGAUAAAAUUGCUUAAAUCGACAAUUGACUCAAUUGCAACUUCAACACUCACUCAGCAUACCAGCGAUCACAAACAUAGUUCAUCUCAGCUUUUCUCAACAGCCAACAUAAAUUCUAAUUUAAAGAUUCUAGCCUUAAAUAUCAACAGUUAUCUACCUCAUCAAGCAGAAUUUGAAGCUCUAGUAAAUGAUCUACAGCCUCACAUAAUCACUGUAGUUGAAGCAUGGCUAAAUCCAGGUGUAGAUAUUUCGCUUAAGGACUACAUGAUUGUUCGAAGGGAUCGAGGACUAAUAAACCAAGAUGGUCGUUAUAUGAGAGGAGGUGGUAUUGCAUGUUUCUUUCACGCAGCUUUAAAAACCAAAAUAUUAUUUUCAUCUGAAUCACAGGACAUAAAUCAUCCUGAAUACCUGAUCAUUGACGUGGUUCUUCCCUCGACAGUUCACAUUUUACUCUCAGCCAUAUACAGAAGACCUCAAGGCCAUCUAUUAGAUAAUUUUUUCGUACAAUUUAACAAAUUUUACUCGACUUAUAAUAAUAUUGUCAUUAUGGGUGAUCUAAACUGUAACCUUUUAAAAUCGGACCGGCCAGCGAAUCAUCUUAAAUCUUUCAUUGCUGAAUCAAAUUUACACUGCAUACCAUAUGGAGCUACUUUUCACACUACUGAGACUCAUUCUUGGUUGGAUGUCAUUAUUGUUGAUAGUAAAGACAAACUAGGAAACUACUCAAAAUCUUUAAGACCAUUCAUUGGUGGACACGACUACCUAGUGUGCAAUUACAAGCUUGAAUUGACAUCGAAAUACGACAAAACAGUGAAAUUUCGAAAUUUUAAUCGUUGCGAUCAUAUAGCCUUAUCAACUGAUCUCACACAGAAGCUUUAUAUCGCUGCUCUCAAUCUAGAGGAUCUAGAUCCAAACUAUUUGGUCUCUCAUCUAAUCACAUCAACUACUUCUGCCUUAGAUACACAUGCUCCAUUUACUACACGAAGAUUAACCCGCCCAAGUAGCCCAUGGCUAACUAAAGAGUUAAGAACUGAAUUUCACCAACGUGAUAUACUGUAUAAACGAGCGCGACGUACCAGAGACACAAAUUUAAUGAUUUUAUACAAAAAGAUGAGAAAGGAUCUCAAGAAUAAAUUAAACACAGCUAGGGAUACCUAUUUCAAAUCUCUACUGGAAAAUCCCUCUCAAAAUUCAAAUAUCUGGUCUAAUUUAAAACGAGUAGGGUUUCUUAAAUCUAAGAAAUCCUCUCCAUUAGAUCAUCUCAAUGCAAAUGAAUUAAACUGCUACUAUGCUAAUAUUCUGAGGAAACAUCCUUCUUGCACUCUUGACUUUAUCAAAGGAUUACCUUCACACACUGUGAGGAAAGUGGACAGUAUCUUCAACUGGUCAAAUGUUGAUAUCGUUGAGGUCACCAAAAAUCUUAAACUUACUCUACAGAAAUCCAAAGGGAGAAGUCCAGAUGAUUGGGCAAAGGAGGUUGGACUAGUGAUAAAUUUUGAAAAAACGAAGGUUAUGGUACUGGGAAACAGUAUGAAAUUAAAAGUCCUUGAAAACAGUGGACUACCACAAAUAGUGAUUGAUGGUAAAAUAAUUCCAUACGUAAGUUCAGCUAAACAUCUAGGCGUUCAUUUGUCAAAUAAUCUCUCCUGGGAUGUCCAUAUUGCUCAGAUUACUAGAAAAGUAUAUGCCACUCUAAAAAAUCUGAAACACAGGAAAAGCAUUCUAUCUUCUUCUACAAGAAAAAUCUUAAUCACUGCUACUGUCAUUCCUAAUAUUGAAUACUGUUCUCUUGUCUUGAUUGAUUCAUCUAAAAGAUUGGAUUAUAAACUACAAUGUUUAAUGAACAAUGCAGUCAGAUUCAUCUUUAAUCUAAAACGAGAUGAGCAUAUUACACCAUAUAGAUGCUCUUUAAACUGGCUGACAAUUAAAUCUAAAAGGUCCUACAAUCUUGCUUGUUUCUUCUACAAGCUCAUAAACUCUGGGGAACCAAAACGAUCCGAUAGACUGGCUACAAAAUACAAUAAUGUGAUUUUUAAAAUCCCAAAUUUUUCAACAAAUUCAUUUGAGAACUCAUUCACCGUAACUGCGAUUCGUCUCUGGCGUGACCUACCAGCUGAUAUCAUAAACGCACUGAGUCUUGAGACCUUCAAAAUAAAAGCUUUUGAAUUCCUUAAACAUCUGGAGUUAGAAAAGCAAACGUGUUAA